This is a messenger RNA of Ectocarpus sp. CCAP 1310/34, 1304 nucleotides long. NCBI's taxonomy places the organism in Eukaryota, Phaeophyceae, Ectocarpales, Ectocarpaceae. The record is from the annotation of a GenBank genome assembly.
GUGGCUAGCCGUACUCAAAGCAACAGGGCGGAGGCCUUGGCGAGAAAGAGAGACGCACAAGAACCUGAAGACUGGCGUUGUUAAGCCGGGCGCCAGGCACAGCAUGGGAGGACCUCUGGGGCCUAACGUGCUCAUCACGGGGACGCCUGGGACGGGCAAGACCUGCACUUCGCAGCAGAUUGCCGAGCGGACCGGGCUGAGACAUAUCAACGUGGGCGAUCUGGUUCGAUUGAAGCAAUGCCACGAGGGACGGGAUGAGUCAUUCGACACCUUCAUCCUCGACGAAGACAAGCUUUGCGACGCGAUGGAGACACAGAUGGAGGAAGGCGGCAACGUGAUCGACUUCCACUCGUGCGAUUUCUUCCCGGAACACUGGUUCGAUUUAGUCCUGGUAUUGCGGGCGGAAACGAGCACUCUCUUCGACAGGUUAAAGGCCAGGGGGUACAGCGAGAAAAAGGUCGGCGAGAAUGUGGAGUGCGAAAUCAUGCAGGUGGUGCUGGAGGAAGCGAAGGAGGGGUACCCGGAAGAGGCGGUGCACGAGGUGCCGAGCAAUACCAUCGAGGAGCUGGAGUCCAACGUGUCGAGGGUGGUGCAGUGGUUGGACGCGUGGCGCAGUAACAACGCCGACUGAUCUCGCGAAGUGAAGCGGUGGCGUGUGCCAUCCAUGUCGAUAGGGAUUCCAAGAGGAAAUUGAUGUUAAGGGGGAAAAGGUCGUGUCAGUGAGUGUUGAGCGGAGAAGUACGUCGCCGCGAGUUGAGGACAAGUGUGUGGAGCUAAGAAUCAUUGGCGUUCUUGGCCGUGAAUGCGCCGCUAAAAACAUCGAACAAAAAAAAAGAGUCGUUUAAGGACGAGUUACCUUUAGAGGCCAGAAGAGGACACAUUGAAGUGACCGAAAAGGGUAGUUGAUGGAGAAUAAUCCGGUACAGCACGUAACGGGGACGCAUGAAGACUGCACGUCGGAUCUGAAGCAAUACCGUGGUUGACUGGAUGCAAAGUGAGUUCGAACGCCACCUAAAGUUUUGAUGAGACACGUCCCAUCAUUGUACCCGAGUCUUGCAUUAGAUCUUGUCAUUGUAACAUGAGUCUUAAUGUGAUAAAAAGAGUCUUGAUUGGAGAAAGUGUUCCCCCGGGGUUUGGCGAGCAGAGAGGGAGCUCACAGCACUAUUAGUGUUAUAGCGAGGGACCUACAAUAGUGUAGAUAGAAUCGGUCCCGUGGCUUAAUACCCACGAGAUCGCCUGGAUAAAGCAUUUCGUGCGUCCAGGCCCAAAAAGAGACCAAAAUUGAGUAAACGUGGAGCACCUCG